AUGGCCGCUGAAGAGCAACUGUUUUGGGUACUACAAGAAAAUGACAUAGAUAACGAAGAGCUCUUUUUUCCCUCCGAUACACCUAUAGGCAAGGUCAAUCCUAAACGGCUCUAUAGCAUCUUGAAAAAGAGAUAUGCAAGACAAAAACAACGUCUAUUGCAACAACAAAUAAGCGACUUGCGUCAAUUUCAUCUCGAAUUUCAAAAGAAAUACGCUCAAGAAUUAUCCGCGCCUUCUAGAGUUCAGUCUCAUUGCGAAAUAAUCGAAGGACCCGAGUUCUUGGCAGAAAACAGUGAUGCUCUGUCUAACUUUUUGUCGGUUAUUGCAACGAGCACUCAUGUUGGCAAUUGCUUGAAUUUGGCUGCAUUGGAGCAACCAAAGCAAGAAGAGUUGCCCAUCAUGGAAAGGCAACAUCGAGUACUCAACAUGAUCCAAAGAAAAUUUAAAGACCAAUUUGAAGCACCGAAUGAUAGACAUCAAAGACAAUACAAAACAUUAGAGAAUUAUCAUAAAGAGGAACUGAAUGUCAUUCCAAUUGAAUAUCAAGAUAAACCAGUAUCACCACCUAAAGACGAUGAAAAUGCAGAAGACGCAGUUGAAGUAACACGAGGAAGAAGAGAACGGUACCUAGACUAUAAAAGUAGAGAUGAUGAUCGAGAUAAAAGAGCCAUGCGAUACUGUCCUGAUGAACAUGUCAGAAAGCGAGUUAGAAGUGAUCCACGUUUACCCUAUAGUCCUUCAGUCAGCCCACGCUCGUCUGCUGAACCACGUUCGCCUAAUCAAGAUCCUCGCCGUAUGCCAGCAGAAGCUCGAGCCCAUCGAUUUUCACCUGCAGAUCCCUUUUCUUAUCAAUUGCCAUCACGCCCUGAUCCGAUACCAACAGGUCCUCGAGCGGAUCGAAGGAUACCACCACAAGAAAUACCAACGGGUCCUCGAGCGGAUCAAAGGCAAUUACCACAAGAAAUACCAACAGGACCUCGAGCAGAACAGAUACCUUCUGGUCCAAGAAAUAAUUCAUUUGUAGAUCCAAGGCCCAAUACACGACCACUACCUUAUCAGCCAAGACCACAACAAAAGACGAAUUUACAACAGAGGAUGGAUUCACGACAAAGGGUUUCAACGGGCAUGGCAGGGCCUCCCUCUAUAAUAAAAAUAGAACCACCUAAUGUGAUGACAAGUAGUAGCAACAAUAGACUCAAUACUCCACCUACAAUUACAGCAAGUAGUACUAAUAUCAGACCUAAUGCUCCAUCUCCCAUUGCAGCAAGCAGUAGUAACAAUAGACCUAAUAUUCGACCUGCAGUUGGAACAAGUAGUAGUAACAACAAUAGACCUGGUGCUCCACCUACCAUUGCAUCAAGCAAUAGCAAUACUAGACCUAAUGCACCCCCAGUAAUUGGAUCCAGUAGCAGUAAUAACCAUACAAAGCCUUUGUUUAGAGACUCAGGCAAACAGCAGUCGAUAUAUCGCGGGAAAACCAAAUUAGUAUGUUUGAUGGACAAAGGUACACUUCAGAUUCGAUCCAAACCAGACAGAGUCAUUAUCACAGGUCCCAAUGGCACAGCUGCUUAUGGAGAUCCCAGAGAUUAUGACGAUGCGAUCAAUAAUGUCAAUAACCCUAAUAACCCUAUACAAAAACGAUUUAUGUCGGGUGAUGUCUAUUUAUUUCAUAAGAGUGAUUCAGGCAAAGUAGAAAUCAUUGGCCCUGUGUACAAAAUACAGCCUUUGAUCCACAGGUUCUUUUUGUCUAGAUAA
Messenger RNA from Gilbertella persicaria, 1755 nucleotides. RefSeq lists its product as uncharacterized. NCBI's taxonomy places the organism in Eukaryota, Fungi, Mucoromycota, Mucoromycetes, Mucorales, Choanephoraceae. The coding region runs from base 1 to 1755 and encodes 584 amino acids. The transcript has 3 exons. The record is from RefSeq and is a predicted model, not a curated record.